Messenger RNA from Trichoderma reesei QM6a, 1182 nucleotides. RefSeq lists its product as uncharacterized. The coding region runs from base 1 to 1182 and encodes 393 amino acids. The transcript is spliced from 3 exons. The record is from RefSeq and is a predicted model, not a curated record. NCBI's taxonomy places the organism in Eukaryota, Fungi, Ascomycota, Sordariomycetes, Hypocreales, Hypocreaceae.
AUGAGGGCAGAUGCUGGUGGUGGUUUGCCGCUGUUUAUUGGCUGGAAGGCGUGCAUCCGCGUCUCUUGGCGUGAGAUUCGAUCAGCGCCAAUCUAUGCAAGGGGGAGAAGCACGAAAGGGAGGCUCGCCAUCCCCGAGUGCCGCCCCGGCGUGCAAAUCUUCACCCUUGAGCCGCCACCGCCAUGGUACCAAGACGAUCCUCGACGCAGGCCGUACGCCCCGAGAUGGCAGACGCUGCAGGCCCCGCGAGUUGCGCCCAGGGACGCUGCCUUUGGCUGGUACUUCCGGGCUGCUCACACCGUCGCCCCCUCGUGGGACGCCAACAACCCGUCGACAUACCUCGUCGCCAGCGGCCUGUGGACCGCCUGCAGACAGUCACGCCAGGUGAUGCAGGAGACGUACGAGACGGUGCUCUGGGACGAGUAUCGGCGCUUGUUCCCGGACCACGUCAAGUUCUCGCCAGACACUGCGCGGGAAGAGCUCGAGCGCAUGCCGGCGACGCUCCACGUCCGGGACCGGGGCAAAGACCGCUACUUCACCGUCUUUCCAAACCACGACCUGUUCUAUUUCCAGUCGAUGGACCUCGCCUAUUGCCCGUGGACGUUUCCCACGCCUGUCGGCUUGCCCAUCAAGCUGCGGAACAUUGCGCUGCAGUUGAACCCGGCCUGGGCAGACGGGCUGUUUCCGACAGCGCGAACAGCGUGGGAGGAGGACGGGCGGCCCCGUGCCCUGCAUUACUUUGUCCGGCUGGCAACCAUGGUGCCGCCGGAUGGCUUCAUCUGGUUCAUCGACUACCGGCUCCAGCGGCGGCCUUAUGUGCCCACCCGCGCCGAGCAAGUCUGGGACGCGUCGCGGCACGCCUUUUACGGCAGCGACCGCCGCUACGUCGAGGUCAUGGGCGCCGUGCCCCCCAACUUUGACCAGUGGCACGUACCGCACCAAACGCUGCUCCCCAUGCUUGACCCUCCGCCAGUGUCGCCCUUUGGUCCCGGUCUUGGACAGAAUUGGAGAUGGGUCGAGGAUUUGCGCCAAGGAGAGGGGUUGAAGCUCAACGGCGCCUUCUUCAUCGAGCACAUCCGGAAGCUUCUCAGGUAUGCGUUCGAGAAGCAGCCUGAAGGCACCCGCAUUCUCGACGGCACCGAGGGCAGCCGCUUCGGCGUGCUGGCAUGUGAAUUCUACUGA